AUGAUGAAUCGGUACUCCUUGUAUUUUAAAGAUACAAAGUUGGAAGAUUCAUAUCAAAAAUAUUGGUUAGACGUUAAUAGAAGGCCUUUGUUGAAAAGAUUAGUAAUAACAACAACUUUAAUACAGAUCACAGAUCUGAUAUAAAUUAUAGCUACACAAUAAUACGAACUACUUAAUUGGAACUACGUCCUUGUUCAUUACUUAUCUCAAUUGUUUUUAAAUAUCAUCCUUAUCUUAAUUUUAAUUUAUAAACCUAAACAUGUUAGAACAGGACUUUUAGUAUAUAAUCACUUUUUUGCCACUGUAUUUGUAAUUAUUGAAUAUCAGAAAGCUGCAUAUUCCAUAAACUAUUCAAAGAUUGUUUAAUUGGGUAUAAUUGGAUCAUAAUUGAUAAUAAUUUUAUCAUCUGACUUUAUUUAAGCAGCUUAUUAAGCAAGUGUUUUCCCAUCGAUAUAUAUAUUUAUAUGGUCAUAUGGAGAGGAAUCAAUUUAUUAUCCUGGAUUUGUUGCAAUGCUGUUAUCAGGGUUAGUGAUAUUAUAAGGUUUAUAUGAUCAUUAAGUUGCUUUAAGAUCAUAGUUUUAAUUAGGUUUUAUUGAUAAUCAAUGGGAAAAUAUAUUUACGUAGUUAAUUAGCGAACAAUAUCUAAUAUUUUAUUUUGAUAAUCCGACCUUUAGUUUUUAAUUAUCAAAUUCUAAAAAUUACAUAUAUAAAAUAGAUACAACGUAAUAACUUAAAACAUAUUUACGAGCGAUAAAAUUAAACAAAAAGUAAAAUUUUGAAUAAUUUUGUUAUGAAUAGAUUCAAAAUCAUACUAAUUUUUCAAAGGAUGAUCUAAAAUAGAAUUUAUCAAUUUUAUUUUAGGGUAAAGCUUAAAUUAUUUAAUAUUCAAUAUUUUAUAGCGUUAGACCUAUAAUUCUUUUAUAAAUAAUUUCCAAAGAUAAAUAUAGUUAUGAGACUGAACUACAAAUUAAUAAAACUUUAAGUUUAGAUUAAAACUAUUAAUUUAAAUAUAAAAAGUUUAUUUAUUUGUUAUAUCAGCCACUUAAGAAAAAGUGUAAUGAUAUAUCCGCCUCUUUGAAUCUAUUAUCAAAAAUUAGAAAAAUAUGUCUAUACGCCAAUUUAUAAGAAUAUAUCACACCUCACAGCAUUUUAUCAGUAUAAAUAUUUUAAUUAGAAUAUUUAUUCUAAAAAAUAAGUUUUAUUUAUUAAGAUUAUGAGAUAUAAAUUGAUAAUAAAAUCAUUUUAAUCACAAACAAUAAAGAACUAUUGUUAAUGUUUUUUAUUGAAAUCAUUGAAAAAACAAUAUCUAAGCAUUUGAAAAUAUCUACAUUAAUAUUAGAAAACUCUUUAAUUUGCAUCAAAUUUAAAUGCUAUUAUUCUAAGAAGUCUCUAGAUUAGUUGAUCCACAAGAUAAGUCUUUAUUCGAAUUUUAUCAACAAGAUUGAGUUUGAAGAUCAAUGUAUAAAAAUAUUAAAUUUUAGUUAUUGGACUUUACAUUCAUAGCAUUUCGUAAUAAAUAGGAAAUAAAUUGUCAUUACUUCCAUCAAGCCAAAAUUAGUUACCUUAAAAUAUAUUAAUUACUGAUCGCUGA
Molecule: messenger RNA, 1591 nt
Organism: Paramecium octaurelia
Lineage: Eukaryota; Ciliophora; Oligohymenophorea; Peniculida; Parameciidae
Source: the annotation of a GenBank genome assembly